AUGGAGAGUUACGAAGCACCGCCCAGUCUUGCACAGACUGUCCGAGAGGCAUUUUUCAACAUGAGUUGGUCAAAUGUCUUCACCUUUGUGGUGAUUGUAUGCAUCACAACUCGGGUUAUCACAGGGAUUCAGAGUCGACGCCGUGAACAAGACCCUUCCAAAACACAGACAGUGCGGCUGGCACCGUAUUGGUUUCCCUGGAUUGGACACAGUCCUGCAUUCUUAUGGAAUCAUGUCCGUUUCUUCAUAAGAGCCCGAGGUUCUAUGAAUGAGCCUGUCUUUGGCAUCUACCUUCGCGGUGUGGAGCAUAAGGCUGUGGUAUCUCCUUCUAUGAUGAAAGCUGUUUCUUCUGUGAAAGCUGCUCCCCUGAACAAUGAAUUUCUCGAUCAGGCUCUCAGAAAUGUCUUCGGGGACCGCGGCCUCAUCCGCAAUCUAAGUCUGGAUCAAAACCAGGGGCUUAGCGACAAGGCAGCUACAAUUCUCAGCGAAGAUUCUUUCGUGACUGAAGCUUCAUCUACGGUCGUCCGCUUGGUGCAGCGCGAUAUGCCGAAUUUGGUAAGCUUCUGUCGAAGCCUUGUUGACCAAAACCCCUGGGAACGUGGGAUGAGCGGAGUGGAGGUUCCCGAUGAAACAGACCAGACAGUCUGCGAAGCGAACUUGUUUGCCCUUCUGAGCAACUUUGUUGGCCACAUCAUUUCUACCUUCCUGAUGGGUGAGACCUUCGUGGAGAAUUUCCCCAACCUCUCAGAGGACCUAGGACGGUUAGGUGAUUGCUUUGUGACACUAUUCGCCGGCACUGCUCGUUGGAUUCCGCAUCCUGCAGCCUCGGCAGGUCAUGCGGCGAGUGAUCGGCUUCGCCAUGUCAUGUCAGUCUUUCACAGAGCGAUGGUUGCUUGGGAUGAUGGGAUUGAUCCUGGCAUUGAACUGCGUGACCUUGACGAUGUCUCUGAACUGGUCAUAGAAAGAAUGCGUACCUUCCGCAAAUUAGAGCUAUCGCCCGGUGCCAGUGCUGCUGCACACUUGUCUCUAUACUAUGAUCUGAUCGAGCACACUACGAAGAUCACUUUUUGGACCGUUACUCACCUCUUUGCCGACCCUACGCUUCUCGAUCAAGUCCGCAAAGAGAUAGCUCCCUAUGUGAUGGCUUCCAGGCCAAGUCGCCAGCAGACUGGGUUCCCCCUCGAUGAACCUCCUCGACUCUCCCUUGAUAUUGAGCAGGUGCUUACAUCUUGCCCUCUAUUCAAAGCGUGCUAUUAUGAAGCUGUGCGUCUGCAUUCGGCAGGUAUCUCGUUCAAGAAUCUGGCGUCCGAUGUGAACCUUUCUGAGACCGCAGAAGAAGCUGCCUACGGUCUUACGGAGCCCCGUACAUACAAGAUUCUGAAGGGCGAAAAGAUUAUGUUGCCCCAUGGUGCCUAUCACCAUGACGCUCGAUACUUUUCCAAUCCGGACCAGUAUGACCCUCUACGAUUCCUGGUGACUGAUACCGCCACUGGAAAACAACGAGCUGAUUCAAGCAUCCUUGCUCCGUAUGCGGAUGGGCUGUAUGGAUCAACGAACAAUGGCUUCAAUGAGAGGGCUAUUCUGUCUCUCACUGCGGGUAUCGUAGCCCUAUGGGACAUUCAGCCAACGAGUGGUAAAUUCAUGAAAGUCCCAGGGCACAAGACCAGCUGGGGUGCUUUCCGACCGACGAAGGAAUUGAGGGUGAAGAUGAAAUUACGGGUAUAA
Molecule: messenger RNA, 1725 nt
Organism: Penicillium bovifimosum
Lineage: Eukaryota; Fungi; Ascomycota; Eurotiomycetes; Eurotiales; Aspergillaceae
Exons: 2
Coding region: 1-1725 (574 amino acids)
Molecular function (GO): heme binding; iron ion binding; oxidoreductase activity, acting on paired donors, with incorporation or reduction of molecular oxygen
Source: RefSeq, a predicted model, not a curated record